CGGAAGACAGUUCGGGGAGACACCUCGAGGGCUUUCCCCACUUUCCUCGACCGAUCACCGCGGAAAUCACUCCGGCGGAUCGAUGAGGAUCUUUCGGCGCUCGAUGGUCCGAGAACCGUCGAAAAGCUGGCCAGGAACGGAGUGAUCGUCGAGCCAGGCUCGACGUGGAAGUGGAAGAGGAGGAACGUGGAUCAUGGGCAACGCCACCACGAAGAGCCACUACUCGAAGAGUCAUCCUGCCUCUGCCACCAGGAGGCCACGCUGGGAGGGAUCAGGACUCCCGGCGCCGCCAGGGAAGCCGAUUUUAAUACCAGGAGCCGACGAAUCGCAGCCGGAUGUGGUCGCUAUCCGUUGGGAGAGGUCACCGAGUAACGGUGGCUCGGCCAUCGUCGGCUACCUGGUCGAACAUCGAAGGCUCGGUUCGCAGCAUUGGGUGCGCAGCACGCCGGGGCUUUGCACCUUUCCGGAACUGACCUUGAGCGGCCUCGAGCCAGGAUGGCGCUAUCAAUUCAGGAUCAGGGCACAGAACGCGGUUGGCUUCUCCCGACCCAGCGAGAUCUCGGAUCCCUUGACAGUGACCUUGCAGAGGUCCGCUUCAUCCGCGCCUUACUUCGACCUCGAAGUCAAGGACACCACGGUGCUGGAGAACGAACAGGCUGAAUUUGUGGUACGAUUUGGCGGAUCGCCGCUGCCAAAAAUCUCAUGGUUCAAAGAUGGCUUCGAAAUAUUCAGUAGCAGACGAACGAGGAUCAUUACGGAAAGUGGCAGGAGCGUUCUCCUGAUACAUCAAACCGCACUCAACGACGAAGGGGAAAUAAAAUGCACCGCCACUAACAGAGCUGGUCACGCUAGCACCAAAGCCAGAUUAAUUCUAGAAGCUCCUCCAAAGAUACGACUGCCACGUCAGUACGAAGAUGGUCUCCUCUUUGAACAAGAUGAGACCAUUAGAUUGAAAGUGUCGUUAGCCGGAAGACCUCCACCUUCGGUAAUUUGGUACCACGACGGCGAAGUGGUUUCAAACGACGAUAGACACAUUUUCGAAACAAUGGACGGCGAAUCUAUUUUGAAAAUCCCCGAUGCUAAACGUGUCGACAGAGGAGAGUAUACUGUUAAGGCGAUAAAUAAGCUUGGAGAGGAUACGUCGUCGUUUCUGGUGACCGUGACAGAUCGACCAGCAGCACCUGGAAAAGCAACAGUCACAAUGACGUUAGGCAGAUCGGUGACAUUGUCUUGGGAGGAACCGCGAGACGAUGGUGGUUGCAAAAUUGGCACAUACAUUGUCGAGUAUUAUAGAGUUGGUUGGGACGUGUGGUUAAAGGCAACGACGAGUAGACAGACGAAAGCAACGCUGUCCGAGUUGAUCGAAGGGUCGGAAUAUAAAUUUCGAGUGAAAGCUGAGAAUCCGUACGGUGUGAGCGAGCCAAGCGAGGAGAGCGACGUAAUCUUCAUUCCAGAUAUAAAAAGGGGGAUAAUGGCGCCCUCGUUGAGCGGAAAGUCGCAGAGUCACAGAGAAAUCAGAUCGCGAGAGAAACGUGAGGUCAGUUUCGCAGUGCCUACUCAAAGAACGAGGAGCUUGACUAGAGAGGAGGCUCGAAGUCGGGACAAAGAUGACGACGUACAUUUCGCACCAGCUAGUCGAUCGGUAUCAGCUCAGAGGCUUACGGGAAGGCCAUCUAGAGUCGACAGUAGAGUGACGUUUGCCUUGGACACGAUAGACAAUUCAGACGCACCUGUUCCUCCGGCUAGAUCGAAGGAUCAUUCCACUUUAAAGGUUGUUGAAGGCCAGGUUGGAAAUCACGUGGAUCGUUCGAGUGUUAAUAUAAAUCCACCGAGCAACGAGAACUUGAUUCAAAAUAAAGAGCCUCCAGCAACGCCAGUGUCUUCUACGAACGUGACAGUGACACCACCAACGAUGGAAGAACCCAAUAGACGUUCAGCGUUCAGAGAAUCACGAUCUCGUUCAGUUUCGAUAUCCAGAGAGCGUAGCAUGUCGCCAUUGUCAAUGCCCAAAAUUCAAGAACAGCACGAAGAGGAAGCUUCUUCAAGUUACUCACCUCUUCGUCCGUCGAUGAACUUAACUUUAAAGAAGCAACAGGCGAUCGUUGAUGAACCUGAACCACAGUUCGUCAAGAGUCAUUCGUUGGAUGACAAACUAACAUCACCUACCUCUCCUAGAGAGAACGACGACACUGUUUUGCACGGAAGUUCAGAGUUUAUGCUGGUUUUAUAUCCUGAGGAUCAAGAAAAGAGACCGGAGGAUACUGUUGAAAGGCGGAAGAGCUUAGAAACACCGCGAAUCACCACAGACAUCACAGCAGACGUCACAGAGGACAUCGAAGACUUGAUACCACCACCCAUGUCUCUCUCUCUUCCAGAGUUAUUCAGCGCGGAACAUCAGGUAGUGGAAACCCUCCGCGAGGCGGUCAGCUCCACGGAACUUCUCCACGAACGCGCCAUGGAACGAUUCUAUCGCGCGGUCGCGGCGGAAGAAGCUUCUGAGGUGGCGAAAAGAAAGGUGCAACUCGAACGUAAAACCGGUGAAUUGGCGUCGACCGGAGAAACGAAGCCGGCCAUCGAGAACGACGUCUUCAAACGGCGAUUGUCCAACACCGCUAUCGCCUCCCCAAAUUUAAUGAACUGGCAGUCAAAGAAGAAUCGCAGGAGAUUAAGCGAGGGUCAAGCAGAGACUGUGAAACCUGCUAACUUGAAACUACUAACGUCUAAUCUGCUGCCGGAAGUGGAAGCUGUGUCCGAUCCGAACAUACCCAGCGAUUCGGAGAGUCCGAUAGUCCCUUCGUGGGGGUUGGACAAGCCGGAAGAAACGACCACGCCACUGCGCAGGUGGCACGACACCAACGUGCCAUUGGUCGAGGAGAAACCACCGGAGGAAUCGAUACUCUGGCAGUCCAACUCCAAUGAAGACACUCUGCGCAACGAGGGGCUGUCCCCUGACGCUGAAACCUCGCAAUCGAAGAAAGAAACGAAAGAGGAGACGGAUGACGAGGAAGAAGAGAGCAUGGAAACGUCCGAGGAAUCGUCGGAGGAGAUCAGCAGCGCCGACAGCGAGGACUUGAAACUUCUGAAGGCUAGAAUCCUCGCCAGACAGGUGCUAGACGAAGAGGACACGUAUCAUCCAAGGGGAAGACCCAUUCCGCACGUCGAACCUGAACCACCAGCUGUUCCCGCGCACAGAGUGCCUAUCGUAGACGUUACACCGCCCACGCCGACUACCACAGAUGCUCCCGUAUUGUUGACUGCGGUCGUUCCUAAAUCGAUUCUGAAAAAGCCCAAGGAGGAACCGAUUCCAGUGAACAGCUUCGGUAGACCGAUCCCUCCUGAGAAACCUAUCAGAAAAUCGUUGCCUCCGAAUGUUCAAGCUGUGAGCAGGAACGAAGAGGAGGACAUUGUAGACACACAGGUUACAGCCGAAUUAAUUAAAGUACCUGCUAUGUCGGAAUCCGACACUGACAGCGUGUUAUCCGCUGGCGAAGCAGCGAAGAAUCGCAGGAUCCAGGCGAAGGCAAGGACCGCAACGCCAGAGGAGGAGAUCGACGAGGAAGACAUCGAGGCGCGAAUGGCGAUGGUUAAUCACUACACCGAGAUUGUCAGGGAACACUCGAGUCGGUUUAACUACAGAAGCUCCGAGGAGAGGAAGCUCGACAAUACGACUGGCUCCAGGAGAUCCUCGUUUACCGAGGAUCACGAUCCGAAUCCGGAGAAGCUGAACAAAAGGCAAGAUUUCAGGGAAACACGACCGGUGCAACAGACGAAAGUGAGGAAGGGAAAUGAAGUGGACAGAGAGGAAAAGCCGCAGGUUAAUAAGAGGAGCACCACUCCGGCUAGAGACACGAAGCCUGCGAAGGAAAAACGAACGAGCAGACCAAGCUCCAGGAAUCAGUCCCCUGUAUCAAGAUCGAGGAACGUGUCUGUUGAGAGAGGAGUCUCCUCGAGGUCCUCGUCGAAGACCAGAGCUCGAGCUCCGUCCCAAGAUAGAAGACCACCUUCGAGAACCGGUUCCGAGGAUCAACGGUUCGUUCGUGAGAGAUCCGUCGACGAAGGUCCUCGUCGGUCGAGGAAACCUUCUUCCAAAACGCCUUCCAGAUCUAGUUCCAGAGACAGGAGCAGCAGACCCGAGACGCCGGUCGAGUUGAAGAUGGAACGUUUGCAGAGAGCUCUCGAGAGCAAGAAGUACAGAUACUCUAGACGCGGGUCUAGCGCGAAGAGAGAGUACCCUGAGAAAGCUUGGAGAGAGAGCCGAUUGAACGAGGAAAGAUUGGCGAUAGAGGCCAAGCACAAUGUCAGGUCAAUGGUGGGAUACGUGACCGAUUUGACUCUAUUGUUGGCGGCUGUCUAUAUUUAUUUGUUCAAGAAAGAGACUAUGGCGAUCCCUUUUAUUGCGCUGUUGCUUUAUAGGAGAGUUUCGGAGGAGAUUAAGGGGAGAAUGUUGGAAGGCUGGUGGUCGAAACGAAAGCAAUGAUGCUCAAAAUGGAAAUUUGAAAUUUCUGCGGUUCACCGACAGAAAUUUUCAAUGAAAAUUAAAUGGAUUAAAUGUUGGAUUGAGGAUAACGUAACGAUAUUUCUAACUGAAACUUGCAGGAAUGUAAAUUUUUUGAAUAACAAUUAGAAUUAAUUUGGAAUGAUAAUAAGGAUGAUUUAAAUAAGAGUGUCGGUAUUUCAUAACAGAAGAAUGAAAUUCGAAUGAAUUCAGAAUGAAAAUGAUGAUGUUAUUUAAAGUCGUGCACCUUGCAGUAGAGAAUUUCGAAUGAAUUCGAAGUAAAAUUUGCAACAGAGGUGUACGGAAAUGUCUGCAGUAUGCAGUAGAGAAUUUCGAAGCAGAAAUGAAGCAGAAAUGACGACAAUGACUGCUCGAAGUAAAAGAAUUGGAGUGAAAUUCGAAUGAAUUUUAAGAACAACUGUUAAUCACGCGAGAGAGAUCGAAAAUAUUCUUCGACAUUGGGGAUUGUUACGAAGAAGUGAUUCAAAGAACAAAUUCCUCUGUGCAGCAAUUGUAGCGUGUUGAGUCUCGAUCAUUUUAAUGUUGUAGACUUUGAAGUACAAUCUGUCGAAAACGCAUCGGUCGAUGGUAGAGCCAUCAUUCAGAGAAGCUAAAUUGUUAUAUUUCGUUGAGGAAUUACACCAAACGAGUACCAAAGAUGAAUAGUGUAUUCUAAGAGAAUGACAUAUUAUUAUAAAUUAUUAUUAUUAUUAUCAUUGUUAUUAUUAUUAUUAUUUAUUCCUAUUUAUUAUGGAUGUUCUUACUUGCAAUAAACGUGUACAUAACUGUUGAA
This is a messenger RNA of Frieseomelitta varia, 5288 nucleotides long. It is a transcript of the gene MnM, whose product is annotated as titin homolog. Gene Ontology annotation, molecular function: protein binding. NCBI's taxonomy places the organism in Eukaryota, Metazoa, Arthropoda, Insecta, Hymenoptera, Apidae. The coding region runs from base 194 to 4477 and encodes 1427 amino acids. The transcript has 9 exons. The record is from RefSeq and is a predicted model, not a curated record.